AUGUUCGUCCUGCGAAAUGUCAGCAAACUCAUCUUCGGCGCUGGUGGCCAAGAGUCCAUGAUCGAGCUCCCCCAGGGCCAACUCUACCUAGUCCGACCUCUCUCUCCAAAGGGCUACUCCGAGCUCAUCUUCAAGGAUGCCUCUGCUCGCAUCCGAAGAACCGGUCAGGAUUUCCAGUACCAACUAGUCGUCCAGCGCGUCUUUGAGGAAGGUGAAGCCGAGUUGCUAGCCGAGGAAGAAGGUGAGGACGCUGAAAUCGACGCUCUUGCAUCCGAUCGCGACGAGAAGACAUUCCUCCUCGACGAGGCCAUCCACUUCCGCGUCAAGAAUAGAGAGACUUCGACUGAGAAAGUCCUUUGCUGGAAGGAUCUCAGCGGUGACGCGGGCGACGUCUUCGAGUUCGUGUGCGACCCAGCCGCAGGUGGCCAGCAGAUCGAGCAAUUCGAGCUCGUGGCAAAGCAGUGCCAGUACGAACGCAAGUACCGCAAACCUUUCACAACGGCUUCCGACCAGGAUCUGCAGCAGUUCGAGUUCGACGAGCAGCCUAUACCCCAAGCGAGUCCUAUUCACAGCCCCACCCUUGGUCGUUCCAUCGACUCAGUUGAUCAGAUGUCUCUGAACAAGCGCCCAACUACUACCAAUAUUGGGGUCAAGAGGGGCAAGCAGCCAGCCGAGGAAGAACACGAGGAGACGUCUCCCAAGGCAAGAAGUACCGCUCCUCCCAAGUUCGAAGCUGCACCGGAGCCGAGUGAGCUAUUAGCUGCCGAGUCUGCGGAGCUUCACUUCUUCGACUUUCCCUCGGGCGCCUUCGUCCUGCAGGACGCCUCUGUCACUGCAACAGUCACUGAGGUUGGCAACUGGAAGUACUGGCUCAAUGUGGAGAGCAAGGACCGCAGCUGGCUUGGCAUCCCCGUCAUUGCCGACAUCAACCCUGUGUUCAACUUUGAGUUCUUAUCCUUCAUCUUCAAUCAGUUCUCUGAUGAUGGCUCUGCCUACUCGUGGCUGCUACGGUUUAAGGAUCAGACACAGCUCGAGCGUUUCCAGGAAGGGCUGCUUCGGGCUCUUUGGGAGCAGCUGAACGAGAUCAAGUGGACGAAAGUAAAGGAGACAGAGCGUGACUAUGUUACGGAUGCCUUUGCAGAUCUUGCGAUGGAGGACGCUGAAGCUCAGGAGGCUGAGCCUGAGGAAGAGGAAGAGCAUACCGAGGAGGAGGAAGAAGAGGACGAUGACGCCCCCCGGAGCGAGCACUACGACAGCGACGAGGACGAGGACGACGUCGCGGUCAAGCCAAACGACAAGGAGACAAACAAAGCCAUCGCCGUUGGCUACAAGCAUGACCGGUCAUUUGUUGUUCGGGGCUCCAAGAUCGGCGUCUUCAGGCAUACGCCCAACAAUAAGCUCGAGUUCAGCACCACCAUCUCCAAGGUCGAGACUCCUGAUGGCAAGCUCUUCACGCCCAAGAAGGUGAUGCUGCACAACGAGGACAACAAUAUGAUCUUGCAAAACGACACCGAUCCUAACAAGCUCUACCGCAUGGAUCUUGAGUACGGCAAAGUUGUCGACGAGUGGAAGAUCCAUGAUGAUAUCGACGCCAUCACGUUUGCUCCGGAGAACAAAUUCGCACAGAUGACGUCCGAGCCCACCUUCCUCGGUAUCAGCCGCAACGCCCUCUACCGAGUCGAUCCUCGACUGUCGGGCAACAAGCUCGUUGACUCACAACUGAAGCAAUAUGUCUCCAAGAACGACUUCUCGUCCGUCGCAACUACAGAGAAGGGCCACAUUGCUGUUGCCUCUAACAAGGGUGAUAUCCGACUAUUCGACCGACUCGGCAUCAACGCAAAGACGCAUAUUCCCGCCCUCGGCGAGCCCAUCAUCGGGCUUGACGUCUCUGCUGACGGUCGUUGGGUGUUGGCAACUUGCCGUACGUACCUGCUCCUCAUCGACGCGCAGCAAAAGUCUGGCAAGAAUGAGGGCAAGCUUGGCUUUGAGAAGUCCUUCGCCGCAGAUGCAAAACCACAGCCCCGCCGUCUGGCGCUGACGCCGGAGCACGUUGCCCAAUUCGCCUACGAAACCGGCAAGGGAGUGUCUUUCACCCCAGCCAAGUUCAACGCCGGCCAGAACUCGGAGGAGACUUCAAUCAUCUCGGCCACGGGCCCUUAUGUGAUCGAGUGGAACCUCAAGCGGGUCCUGAGGGGACAGAAGGCGCCGUACAUGAUCAAGCGCUAUGCGGAUACUGUCAAGGCGGAUGACUUCCGAUUUGGAAGCGACCGCAACGUCAUCUACGCGCUGCCGAACGAGGUCAACAUGCUGCAGAAGGAGAAGCUCAAGCGACCUACCCGCGAGAGUAUCGCGGGCCCGAGUACGAGACGCAGCGCUGGUGCCUAUUCCACGCCUAGGAGGGGUGGUCCUGUUGACCGGCUGAGGAAGGAGGAUAUCGUCAACUCGCCAUACUAG
This is a messenger RNA of Diaporthe amygdali, 2454 nucleotides long. RefSeq lists its product as uncharacterized. Gene Ontology annotation, cellular component: nucleus; cytoplasm. The record is from RefSeq and is a predicted model, not a curated record. The transcript has 2 exons. The coding region runs from base 1 to 2454 and encodes 817 amino acids. Lineage: Eukaryota; Fungi; Ascomycota; Sordariomycetes; Diaporthales; Diaporthaceae.